Messenger RNA from Fusarium venenatum, 180 nucleotides. NCBI's taxonomy places the organism in Eukaryota, Fungi, Ascomycota, Sordariomycetes, Hypocreales, Nectriaceae. The record is from RefSeq and is a predicted model, not a curated record.
AUGGAUGCUCCCGGAGGGUUAAUCUCAAGCCUAACUCCACUCACACCUCCCUCUACCACCCACCCCAGUCAAGCCCUGUCGAGCCCCAUCCUGCUCGACGUCUCUCAGUCUAUCCUCUGGCCUCUCACAGGCUCACAGUCUCCCACUGUCCCCAGCGACCCUGCUGCUCACUGUUUCUAG